CAAUAGUUCCAUCAUAUCAUCAAUUAUCUUGGAAACCGCUAGUACAAAUCAAGUUCAUUCUUGCACUGGCCACUGUGCCACAUAGGCAACAUUUGAUAGGAUCAAUAUAUAAAACAUGGCUUUAUGGGUAUGGAUAGUCACACUACUGUUUGUUACUGGUAUUAUAGCCACCCAUCACUGGGAUGAAAAUGGUUAUGUAUUGUUCUGUCUGUGUAUGGGAAGAUUUGGUAAUCAGGCAGACCAUUUUCUCGGAGGAUUAUCAUUUACUAAGGCAGUCAAUCGUACUCUUGUUUUACCAGCAUUUAGAACAUAUAUAAACGUACCAUUUGAUGAAUGGUUUAAAGUGGAACCAUUAGAAGAAUAUCACAGAGUUAUAUUAGCAGAAGACUUUAUGGCAGAACUUGCCUCUGAACACUGGCCUGUAGGGAAAAGAACUGGAUUUUGUUAUGCACCAAGGGGUGGAACUUGUGAAAUGAAGAAUGGUAAUCCAUUCACCAACUUCUGGGAUGAAUAUGGUGUUGAUUUUGAUGAGAUUCACCCACUACAAGCAUACUAUGCUGACACACAGAAUUUUAUGGAUGUGUAUCCACCUGAGAAGUAUCCAGUGCUUGCUUUGCGAGGUGCCCCAGCAGUUUUCCCUGUGGCAGAAAAAGAUGUUCCACUACAAAAAUAUCUACAGUGGUCAGAUAAGAUACAGGACGAGAUAGAUCAUCAUAUUCACAAACUUUUCAACAAUGAUCUGUAUGUUGGUAUACAUCUACGCAAUGGAGCAGAUUGGAAAAGAGCAUGUGAACAUGCCAAAGAUCAGAUAAGAUACAUGGCAUCACCACAAUGUCUUGGAUAUAAAAAUUAUGAAAAACUACCAGCAAAUCUCUGCUAUCCAUCCACAACAGAAGUUUUAAGACUUACCAAAAAAGUUGUUGAAGAAACUAAAGUCAAACAUUUAUUCAUUGCAACAGACCAGAGGAAUUUAAUGAAUGAAUUAAGAGGAGUUUUAGGUCCUGAAAUCAACAUUGUCCAUUUAGAUCCACACCUUCCUAUUAUAGACAUUGGAAUAUUACAGAAAUCUGAGCAUUUUAUAGGAAACUGUGUGUCAUCUUUUACUGCAUCUGUAACCAGAGAUCGACUAGUAAAGGAAAAACCAACAUCAUUUUGGGGAUAUAGCUGAUAGAGUCGAGUCAUCAAAGAAAUUCUGUUGAUCAUUCCAAUUUCUAUGUAACAUUCUUCAUCCUUUUGAAAUACUACAUGUACUAUGCAACAGUGCUCUUGUAUGAUGGACAUCAUAUUCAUGCAAUUUGCCUAUGUAUUCAUUCGUCCAUCUUUUUUCAUUUAAUUUAUCCUUUUCAAUGUAAUUGAUAUCACUAAAUUGAUUUCAUCUGAUGAAUUUGUAUGAAACUCAACUACUCAUACCCACAUGCCCAUUAUGUGUAUUAUGUUUUUGUCCUUUAAAGAACUUUAGUGAUCUUUGUUUAAUUUAUUUAUAAUAAUCUAGACUGUUGAUAAUUUGAACUUGACAUAUAGUUUUGAUAGUUUGUUAUUAUUGAGUCAAUAUGUUGAACUUUAGAUGUCAUGUCUGGUUUUAUUUUUUUUGGUUGCUGUCUAAGUCAGGUAUACCCCUGAUAUCCUACUAUUUAUAUUUUUAUUAUUUAAUAAGAUAUGUAAUUUUUAAACAUAUUAUAACAUGCUUUUUCGUUAUCUAUUAUACUAUAGCGUGCACAGGGAAUCUAGUCUCUCUUGGAAUUUUUAUAUUCCUGUUAUACUCAAUAAGAUUGAUUAGGUGUAAUAAAUAAGGUUUAUUUAAAAAUGAAAAUCAUGAGUAUAAUUUGAUACUUUUAAUGAUUUAGUGUUUGAAUUUUGAUUCUGGAGUUUUAAAAAUGUAAUAUUGAUUUAUAUAUGUUAAACAUAAACAAAAGAUUCAUUUUGAUAUGUUAAAUUGUAAUCAUUUAAUGAAAAAAACUGAUUUAGAAUACUAGAAAACAUGCUGUUAAAAAUGCUUAAAAUAAUAGUUAUUUUAUGUGCAUUUGUUUGCUCAGUAGUAAGUGAUUGAAGUGAGAUGAGGUAAUUUUAGUUUUAUUGAAAACUUAUUAGAAGAAAAAUACCAGUAAGGUUGAUGUCCUUGAUGCUAUUUGACCAGUCAUAUACACACUUUCAAAGAUUAUAUCUUUAUAUUCAUUAUAGUUUCGCAGUUGGCAUAUAACAAAUAUUUUUGGACCAUUUACCAAACAUCAAUCAAACAAUUAAUCAAUUAUAAUUUCAAAUUAAGGAUGACAGUUUUAAAUCCCGCAUCCAGCGUCAAAAUUUUGGUUUCUGGAAAAAAACUUUUGUCAUAAGGAAUAUCUUUACCAAAUUUGGCUUGAUAAUGACCCAUAGAAGAAUAAGAUACCUAUAGAUUUUUUAAUCAAAGGUAAAUGUCAAAGAGAUUGUCUUUUAAACCAUAUAUCCAAAUGAUACCAAAACUGGUUUAGUAUUGCCUCAUGAGGUGAGGAAGACCCCUAUUGAUUUAGAGGUUGGUAGGAUAGAUGUCAAGGUCACAGCAGCUAUUUAAAGACUGAUAUUUAGGCAAAGUAUUGGUUUCUUGAUGCUAUCCUUUAAUACCUAUUGAGAUGGAGAGCCAUAAAUCAGAUAUUUACCUUACUAGAAAAUACACCUUGGAGUGAAAAAGACCCCUCUUGAUUUGAGGUCAAAAGUCAAUGUUACAACAGCAAUGUACAGACUGAAAUUUAGGGAAAUUUUUUGUUACCCAAUAGUUGACAUAUUUGUCAUUGCAGUCAUCAUUAAACUCCACAAAAAAUCUGUUUCUACUACUACAAAUCCAUUAAGAUCACAACUUAGCGUAUGCACCAAUGGUGCUUCUGUGAUUUUAAAAUUCUUCUUAUAUGCCAAACAAAGGCAUUUAUGUUUCAUGUACAAUUUAUUGUCAUGUACUAACGUUGUUCUAUGAUUGGAAAUGUUUGAUAUGAUGUUUUAUGCCUAUGAAAUUUUUAAUUGAGGAGGUACAUUUUUAAUUUUAUUUUCUGAAAAUAAAAACUAAUAAGUAACAUUUACUAAUUACAAACUUUUGAACUUUCAAUCAUGUAAUUAUUAGCUUAAGUGAAACAGUAUCAAUUGACUGGUGUAAUGAAAGAAGUUCAUACAAGAGCCAUUUAAAUGUAGGAUGUUUACAUGAAAUCCUGUUUUAUUAUUUGUGUCAGAGAAUCCCAGCAUAGUGUAUAAAAUUGUUGCAUUUGUAGUUCUUCAUUCUUGUAAUGUUUUGCUGAUAUUAGAAUAAGUCUGGUAUAAGUGCUUAACACAGGGAUAGAGUCUUGGCUGCUUGGUUUUGUUUAAUUUUAUUGUACUCAGGUUAUGUUUCCUCUGCUUUUCAAAGAAGCAGUUCAGAUGGUUUAUGAUUGAUAUUAUAUUUUUGAUGUAGUAAUAUAUAUUAUGUAGUUGCAUAGGAACUAACCAAUUUUUAUAACUUUACUCGGAAUAUUUUCUUUUCUUGUUAAGCUAUUUGGUGUUCGAUGACCAUACAAUGGAAAUUUUUCUGUGUCUCUUUUCACAAAAAAUCUUAUGAUAAAAAUUGAUCGUAAGUUAUACUGAAAUGUUCAUGACUUACAAGUAUUUUUUCUUGUAAGAUUUUUUGUGAAAUUAGUUCUUGAUCUUAUCAAUUUAUAUACAUAGUACUAAGUUUUUUAAGAAGAUUUUCCUGGCUCCAUGGUUUAGAUCUCAUAUUUAUUUACCUUUGUCUCAUUACGUAUUGUUUAAAGAUGGGAUUAGUAUUUAUCUGGUGAAUGGACUCUAACCCUAACUCUUAAAUUUAACCAGGAUUGUUUUGUUAACGCAAAUCAUACAAGACAGACUUUUCCAGUGUGUUUUAGUGACAUUUGGUACAGUGAAAUGUCUGAUUUUCCAAGGUUAUUUUUCUUGACUGUGGUACUGUUAAACUUGUUUUACAGAAUGCCAUACCUUCAUUUGAUACGUAGAAGUUUUUAUUUUGUAUCUAGUUAAUAACAGAUUUUACAUAACUUUUGAAUGUCCCAUACCUAUAAAAGAAUGGGUCAAGGAACUAACAGUUUCUAGCAUAGUAUUGUGUCCAGCAUAUAUAUUAAAUACCAAUAUGCAUAUUGUCUUGUGCCAGUCAAGACAAUAUGCACAUUAGUAUUUAUAAUUACACCUUAUGUAAGAAUCCUGGGUUUUGAUUGGUUGAUAGCCAGUGUAUUUUUCACCAAUUUACUUUUAUCAAAUGAAUAUCGUUCAUUUUUAACAGCGCCGGGGUAUAUGUAAAAAGGAUAUGCCUUUCUUACCCUCUCUGCCGUGGUAUCGCCAAAAAAUACUCUAUCCGACUGGACGAUUGUAAUGUCACGAUCAUCAAUGCGUUUUAUGUCACGAUCAUCAAUGCGUUUUUUACGUUAACAUUCGGUGUAAUUAAACAGAUAUAGCAUGUUCUUGAGGGGUAUUUGCAAAAAAUAUCAGUCUUGAGAAUGAAUUUCCCUCGCCUUACGGCUCGCGAAAUUUAACAUUCUCUCGACUGGUAUUUUUUGCAAAUACCCCUCCUUAACAUGAUAUAUCUGUUCAAUAUACACUUGUUUACUCUCCAUUGUCAACAUGCUGUAGUUGUAUUAUGCUGCCCUGCCAUAACCCUCAAUUGAAUGUGAAAUUUUAUUCCACGUUUUUUCCAGCGAUCUAGGUGGUCUGCUGUUGCUUUUCCCCUUUAUUUUAUAUGUUGGUUGAAAUCCUAAUUAGCACUAAUGAAAUUUUCGCAAGUGAAUAAAACAUGCAUAUUUUCCUAUAAUGAAUUGUGCAAUAUUUUUCUAAUAAUAAAAUUGAGAAUGGAAAUAGGGAAUGUGUCAAAGAGACAACAACCCGACCAAAGAGCAGAAAACUAGUUGAGACUCAAUUUGGAAUGUAAAUAUAUUAUUAAUUCUAUUGUUUUAUCUUUCUGCUAUUUGUUUAUACUUUAAUGACUUCAUUGACUUUCAUCUAUGUAUUUAUGACAGAUUGUGCGUGACAAAAAAUUAAAUAACCCGAUCUUUGGCAUAUUUGUAUAAGUGGUUCUCUAACAGCAUCAUUGCUGCUGCCUAGGCAAAUAUAACAUUAGAUGUCUCUCAUUUUAAAACUGAUUAUUUUUAUAAUGCUAUUGUUGUAACUCUUCUUGCGUAUCAUUAAUUCCUCUGGAUUUUUUAAAAUCUCUUUUGGACUCAAAUAUGCUUGUUAACAGUCUAUUGCUAAACUGAUAUUAGUUGUGCAUUCUUCUCUGUAUGUUAAGUUAGAAACCUGAUCAAUGGUCGUCUUUUUUAUAAAAAUAUUUUUUAUAUAUUUAGGUAUUCAAUGUUGAAAGGAAAUUUGUGAUUGUCUUUGUUGAAUUUGCUGAAACUAAACAGUUUGACUGCUUAAUGUAUAAAAAGGACUCUUGUUUAUUGCUUUGGACUAUGUGGUGACCUUUUAAAUGUCUUUUGUUGUGCCAUUGAUAAGCUAUCCAUUAAUGUUCACCCCAAAACUCAUUAUACCCCAUGCAACGGGUUGCAGAGGGUAUAAUGUUUUUGACCCAUCCGUCUGUCUGUCCGUCUGUCCGUCCGUCAGUCCGUCAGUCCUGUUUCUUGUCAUCGCAACUCCUCUCAAACCACACAACAGAAUUUCACGAAACCUUUUUAGAUAAUAAGGACAUACUAUGUAGUUGUGCAUAUCAUCAGGAAAUUACGAUUCAAUUUUUUUUCUAGAAGUUACGCCCCUUUGAACUUAUUUGCUUCAAUGUACUACUGCAACAGUUUGUCAUCGCAACUCCUCUGAAACCACACCACAGAAUUUCAUGAAACUUCGUAGAUAAUAAGGACAUACUAUGUAGAUGUGCAUAUUGACAGGAAAUUACGAUUCAAUUUUUUUUCUUACACUUAUUUUAUUUCUCCAAUGACAAUGUGGGGACGUGGGGUAUGUGAGCGCGCUCACUAAAGUUCUUUAAUUUUAGUCAGAACCUCCCUAGAUACUUAUGAGAUACUUAUAAUUGUAUGCUUUUAUUUCUCUUUUUAUCUUUAGAAGAUAUCUUUUAUUGUUUAUUUAUAUGUUGUGUCCUGCCUAUGGCAAAUGAGAGAUAUAAGAUUGCCUUAUCUACUAUGAAAACUCACAAAAGACUUUAAAGUUUUUCAGCCAUAAUCCUUAUAUACACAGGCAAGACAUCUCUGUGUGCUCACACUUGUUAUUAGUAUAGGUAGUCAUUCAUAAAUUCAAUAAUUGUAAUGUGGAUAAGUAAUCAUUUAUAACUUCAUCUAAAGCCUUCUUUGAUCUUAUCUAUGUAAGUUAGUUUGGUAUGAAUAAAAGGAGAUGUGAUGUAAAUUUUAGUUAAGACACCACCAAAGUUGAUAAAAACUUAAUAUCUAAGCUAGAGGUCACCACUCAAGUAUGGACAAGUGCCAACAUACUAUGAAUUGCUGGUCAAAACAUGAGUUGAGUCAGUAUUUUACAUUGACAACCACUGUUGAGGUUUCUGAUAUAUGGAUUACACAUAGAUAUCUCUUGGGGUUAAGUUAGUGUUGAUGUUACCUUUGACAUUGAUCGGUGUAAUAACAACAAGUACAAAGAAAAAUGCAAAGCAGUAAAAGUCAGUCAAAAGGCAUAUUUGUUUGCUUUAUUCUUUUCCUUUUCCAAGAUUUAAUUCUACAAAUACUAGAUCAUUGACAGAUGCCUUGUAUGUACAAAAUGAGGUCCUUUGAAGGUUGACAUAGAAAUUAAUACAGGUAUUACAAAGAGUCCAAUAGGAACCCUCUGUAAUACGAUGAUGAUUUCUGCCAACACCUGCAAAAUUACAGUUAUUAUUUUUAUCGAUAAAAUCAAAAUCUGACAUGAUCUUACAAUUUACAAUGUCUGAUGUAUCUGUAUUUCAGCAGUAUGGGGAUGCAGAGAUCAUCAGUCAAUGUUCAGUGAUUUGCUACAUAAAAUAACUAUUAAAUAUUGUUUUCAUUUUUGAAAUAAAAUUCUAUUAAUGAAUAUAUUAUGUUUACUUUUAUUGUUCAUUCUUUAGUAUUAAUUAAAAAUACAUGAGAUAAAGGUUAGUUAUUAUAUAUGCUAUUUGGUUUGGGGUUUUUUUUUCAGAAGAAAAUGAUUUUUAGAGUUUAAGGUAGAUGGGGUGUCUAAAUUAUAAUCCAUAGAAUUUUUUAAUAAUUUGCCAAAAUGUAGUUUAUAUCAUGCUUUUUUAAAAAUAAUAAUAAAAAGAAUGGGUCACGGGGCUUAUUUUCACGCUACAUGUUGUGCAAAAUUGACACAUUUUGUAUAGAUUAUGCAUGGAAAACCCAAUUUUCUGCCAUAAAACGAAAACUACACCAUAGAAUUUUGAGACAAGAUAUGAGAAGAUAGCUCUAAUAUAAUGCUUUCAGAUAAGAAAAAGAAAAAAUGGGGUCACGGGAUCCGGUUUCUUGCUACAUAAUAAAAUAGGUAAAUUCCUAACACAUUCUAUUGUAAAAGUAACUUUAUCUGAAUUAUCUGCCCUUACAUUUGAGUUGCCUCCCCUUAUGUGGCAAAGUUGGAAAAAAUUGAAUCAAACAAAAGUAUUCUGUUUUUUGUAAAAUACAACCAUAAAUAUGAUAAAACAUGUCAUUUUCUAUAUUGAAAUGAAAAUUCUUACACAUGAAUUACCUACUACUCUCAAAAUUUGCACAUUUUCUUAAAGAUCUAGACCGAUUGUUUUCUGGUAUUUCAAAAUUCAAGAUGGAGGAAGACACCCUAUCUACCUUAAUAUGAAAACAGUUUUAAUGAAACAUCCAUUUAUCACAUGUUACCUGAUGUUGGUACAGUUUUCAAGAUUUUAAUGCAAAUCAAUUUUUCAGAUGAAGCCUAAAACAAAACAAGAAUGGUUUUGUUGUAUGCAGAACAUUAUUUGUCCUUAUAAGUGAAUGUCUGGAAAUAAAUAUUUUACAAGUC
This is a messenger RNA of Mytilus californianus (California mussel), 7887 nucleotides long. RefSeq names its product GDP-fucose protein O-fucosyltransferase 1-like. Lineage: Eukaryota; Metazoa; Mollusca; Bivalvia; Mytilida; Mytilidae. Gene Ontology annotation, cellular component: endoplasmic reticulum. Gene Ontology annotation, molecular function: peptide-O-fucosyltransferase activity. Bases 116 to 1168 code for a protein of 350 amino acids. The transcript is spliced from 9 exons. Gene Ontology annotation, biological process: Notch signaling pathway; protein O-linked glycosylation via fucose; regulation of Notch signaling pathway. The record is from RefSeq and is a predicted model, not a curated record.